Myiozetetes cayanensis is the source of this 951-nucleotide messenger RNA. RefSeq names its product olfactory receptor 4S2-like. NCBI's taxonomy places the organism in Eukaryota, Metazoa, Chordata, Aves, Passeriformes, Tyrannidae. Gene Ontology annotation, biological process: G protein-coupled receptor signaling pathway. Gene Ontology annotation, molecular function: G protein-coupled receptor activity; olfactory receptor activity. The coding region runs from base 16 to 951 and encodes 311 amino acids. The transcript has a single exon. Gene Ontology annotation, cellular component: membrane. The record is from RefSeq and is a predicted model, not a curated record.
CUCCAACGGCUUAACAUGGAGAACACCAGCAGCGUGAGGGAAUUCAUCCUCCUGGGCCUCUCGGAGAACCGAGGGGUGCAGAAGAUAUAUUUUGUGCUGUUUCUGGCUUUCUAUCUGAUCACCGUGGCAGGAAAUCUGCUCAUCGUGGUCACCGUCACCAGCAGCCAGCGCCUGAACUCCCCCAUGUACUUCUUCCUCUGCUGCCUGUCCUUCGUGGACAUCUGCUUCUCCUCCACCACGGCUCCCAGGAUGAUCGCUGGCCUGCUGGUGGGGAGUCAAAGCAUCUCCUUCGUGGGCUGCAUGGCGCAGCUGUUCGCGUUCCACUUCUUCGGCUGCGCCGAGAUUUUCCUCCUGGCGGCCAUGGCCUACGACCGCUACGUUGCCGUCUGCAGGCCCCUCCACUACGCCGCCCUCGUGAGCGGGCGCGCCUGCGGCUGCAUGGUGCUGGGCUCCUGGCUCGGGGCCUUCCUGCACUCCUCCCUGCAGCUCCUGCUGACCGCUCGCCUCCCGUUCUGCGGCCCCAACAGGAUCGACCACUACUUCUGCGACGUCCACCCCCUGCUGCGCCUGGCCUGCGCCGACACCCGCCCGGCGGGCGCCGCCGUGGUGCUCAACGGGGGCUUGAUAACUCUGAGCGCUUUCGUCAUCCUGCUCUCGUCCUACGUGCUCAUCCUGGUCUCCCUGAAAGGCCAGACGGCUGCGGGGUGGCACAAGGCCCUGUCCACCUGCGGGUCCCACAUCGCCGUGGUGAUCCUGUUCUUCGGGCCCUGCACCUUCGUCUACAUCCGCCCGUCCAGCAGCCUGGCCGAGGACAAGGACGUGGCCGUGUUCUACGCCAUCAUCGCACCCAUGCUGAACCCCCUCAUCUACACCCUCCGGAACGAGGAGGUGAAGAGCGCCGUGAGAAAGCUGUGGAGCAGAAAAGUGGGGAGUGAAAAUGGAAAGGUGUAG